Messenger RNA from Alnus glutinosa, 1809 nucleotides. RefSeq names its product sugar transporter ERD6-like 5. Gene Ontology annotation, biological process: carbohydrate transport; transmembrane transport. Gene Ontology annotation, molecular function: sugar transmembrane transporter activity. The transcript has 18 exons. The coding region runs from base 64 to 1485 and encodes 473 amino acids. Gene Ontology annotation, cellular component: membrane. NCBI's taxonomy places the organism in Eukaryota, Viridiplantae, Streptophyta, Magnoliopsida, Fagales, Betulaceae. The record is from RefSeq and is a predicted model, not a curated record.
CAAUAUAAGUUCUUGAUGACCUCUCUCGUCUUGUUCUUCAUGCUUUCCAACUUUCCAUGAAAAAUGGUGAGCGAAAGCAUGGAGGAAGAACUAUUGCCAAGGUCUACAAUUGUGCUCGAAGCCAAUCCCCUUAGAUAUGUGGGAGACACGGGCUCAGCCACGUCUGUCCUUGUACUCAGCACCAUGGUCGCCCUCUGCGGUUCACUGUGCUCAGGCUGCGCUACAGGAUAUACAUCAUCUGCUGAAUCCGGAAUCAUGGAAGAUUUGGGCCUGUCUGUGGCUGCUUAUUCAUUUUUUGGUUCUGCUCUGACUAUUGGAGGAGUUAUAGGUGGAUUAUUAAAUGGGAAGAUAACAGAUGUUAUUGGUCGGAGAGGUGCGAUGUGGUUCUCUGAAAUAUUCAGCCUUGCAGGUUGGCUUGCUGUAGCAUUUGCAAAGAAUGCUUGGUGGUUGGAUCUCGGAAGAAUCUCCCUUGGUAUUGGCGUUGGCGUUAUUUGCUAUGUGGUCCCUGUAUACAUUGCAGAAAUAACACCUAGGAAUCUUAGGGGACAAUUUACAUCAGCUUAUCAGCUGUUGGUCUGUUGCGGCAUGUCACUUAUGUAUUUCAUUGGAAAUAUCAUUACCUGGCGCAACUUGGCUUUAAUUGGUGCUAUUCCAUGUUUAGUACAACUUGUGGGAUUAUUUUUUGUUCCAGAGUCUCCAAGAUGGUUGGCAAAAAUUGGUAAAGAAGCAGAACUUGAAGCUGCUCUACAGCGUCUUAGGGGGAAGAAUGCUGAUAUCUCACAAGAAGCAGCUGAUAUCAGGGAUUUUACAGAAACCAUUCAAAAGCAUUCAGAAACUAGAAUUCUGGACUUGUUCCAACAGAGAUAUGUUCAUUCCCUCAUUGUUGGACUUGGGUUGAUGAUACUGCAACAAUUGGGAGGGUGCAAUGCAAUUGCUUUUUAUGCAGGCUCCAUAUUUUUAGACGCUGGUUUUUCAAGUAGCAUUGGGACUAUAUCAAUGGCCAUCAUCCAGAUUCCGUCUGCUGCUGUGGGUGUUAUGUUGGCAGAUAGAUCAGGCAGACGACCACUUCUUUUGGUCUCUGCUGCUGGAAUGUGCUUGAGUUGCUUCCUUGUAGGCUUGUCAUUCUGCUUUCAGGACAUCUACCAGUUGAAAGAGCUCACUCCUGUGUUGGUGCUAAUUGGGAUAUUGGGGUUCAGUGUGGCUUACACAUUAGGUAUGGCAGGAUUACCAUGGGUUAUAAUGUCAGAGAUAUUCCCUAUAAACGUGAAGGGUACAAGUGGAAGCCUUUUGACUUUUGUAAACUGGUCUUGCUCUUGGAUUGUCUCAUACACUUUCAAUUUUAUGAUGGAAUGGAGUACAGCAGGAACGUUUUUCAUAUUCUCCGGCAUUUCUGGUUUCACUGUUCUAUUCGUCGCAAAACUUGUACCGGAGACCAAGGGGCGAGCUCUGGAAGAAAUACAAGCAACAAUGGCACAUUUUCUGUAAUAAGAAGUGUUUCUUUCCAAUAGAUGUGGAGGAAAGAAAAUGAUGUUCAAGACACAGGGAGGAAAGGGGUUAUUGUUUGCGGUGGCGUAUGGCGGAGGGAGGGACAGAGGGCGGUAGCGUAUGGCGGAGAAGUGGCUUUCGAUGGUCUUGAACAAUGAAUAUGGAUUAAGGAUUUUGACUAUAGGUUGAAAAUAAGUGAGAAAAAUAUGAUGUUUUUCAGUUUAUAAUGUUUUGUGUUCCACGUUGAUGUGUCAUUUUUUUAUUGGACGGCAUAAAGGACAUGGUAUGUAUAAAGUCUUAUAGAAGUUAUUUUCUUUAUAAUUA